Molecule: messenger RNA, 2548 nt
Organism: Leucoraja erinaceus (little skate)
Lineage: Eukaryota; Metazoa; Chordata; Chondrichthyes; Rajiformes; Rajidae
Product: cytochrome P450 2E1-like
Exons: 3
Molecular function (GO): iron ion binding; monooxygenase activity; oxidoreductase activity, acting on paired donors, with incorporation or reduction of molecular oxygen
Source: RefSeq, a predicted model, not a curated record
CCUGACUGAGGUCAGUUGACAGGGCUCCUCACCACGGGGAGGUCGACAACAUGAGGCAUAGAUCAACAAACAGCUCAGCACAUAAUUUUCUACUGCGCUGUCCUCCCGCCACCCUGGAGGAGGGGUAGACCUCACAGCCCUCGUCAACAGCACAUUGAACUGGCUACAGCGCCUGGUGAGCGUUACAUAACUGCUGCUGCCUCAAAUGCAAGACAAAGAUUGAAUCAUUGAGGACAUUCAGAGAGCUGCAAUGUAUGAAACCUGAAAUAAAAACAGGAAAUGCCCCAGUAGGUCCGAUAGCACAUGUGGACUCAUUGGUGAAUCAGAGGUGAGAUAUAUCAGUAUCUGACCUCCAAUGAAUUCUGAAAUUUCUUUCUUUAUUCCAGAAAUCAGAAACUAUUAAAACAGAGAACAAACAGUACAGCUCAGGAAUGGGCUCUUCAGACCACAUUGCCUGUGCCCUUCGAAUGGCUGGAACAGAUAGAACACGUUUGUAGGGAUAUGGACCAAACGCAAGGGGAUGGAUCUAAUGUAGAUGGGAUAUGGAACGUGUUGGUUGGUGUGAGCAAGUUGGGCCAAAGGGUCUGUUUUCCCUCUGUGUGAUUCUACGACUUUAUGACACUAUGAGAAGGUAUAUCUCUUGGUCAGGUUCAUGGAUGGGAAAGGAUUGGAGGGAUGUGAACCAAACACAGGCAAAUGGGAUCAGAUCUAGUAGGCAAAUAGAUCAGCAUGGACAUGUCGGGCUGAAGGGCCUGUCGCUGCGCUGUAUAACUCUAUGAAGGCAUCCAAACGUGAGAAUUUGGUCCUUUGGACUACGUGUUAAUGUUUAAUUAAUUAAACUGUGUAGCACUGCUCACAGUGAAGUGUAAUGUCUUUGUCUGAGCCACGGAAGACCAUUUACAGUGACGGGUCGAACUCAUCUUCACUUCUUAAGUGAAAGGAUUUCUGUUUGAUUGUUAGAGUGCGAGUAUAAUGAAUGAAUCAUGUCUUUCCUGAGCCUGUUUGUUACGGACACAGUCACACUAAUCCUUUUCGCACUUCUGGCUGUGUCCUGUCUGAUGUAUUUGUACUCUGGGUGUAAACGCUCAGUCGUUUACAAGCUGCCACCGGGUCCGUCUCCUCUGCCGCUGAUCGGGAACCUACACACACUCGACCUGAAGAUGCUGCACAGGAGUCUCACCGAGCUGUCUUAAGAGAAGUACGGCCCAAUCUUCAGCAUCAAGCUUGGAACCAUGAAGGCUGUGGUCAUGACCGGCUAUGAGACUGUGAAGGAUGCUCUCAUCAACCAUCCCAAUGAGUUUGGAGGAAGAGGUCACAUACAAAUAUUUGAUGACUUAUCAAAGGAUCAUGAUGCUGCCUGAUCUGUGUGUUUCAAGCAUUCUCUGAUUUAAUUCAGAUUUCCAGCAUCUGCAGUUUAUUUGAUUUUCUUUCAUAGGUGCCUUUCGAAGGGCCUAUUUCCUCCAUGACUAUGAUGAUUCUAAACCACUUUGUCUCCAAUAGCUGGGAUUUCAAACAUGAAUAGAGGAUCACCAUCUUGAAACAUAAGAUUGCCUUCAUCAUGCCUGGAUCUUCCCUUUUCUUUAAUUGUUGCAAAAGACCAUUAAGUGUGCAUAACAUGCAAACGCAAUUUAAAAUAGUGCUUCACUUGUCAACCAACCUCAUGGGUAUGAGAAGGAUUUUUGAUUUCUGUACUUUGCUCUCAUGAUAUAGAAUAAAAUGUCUAAAAGAUUAACUGACAUAAACGCAGUCUGACAUGUGGUGCAGCAGUAGAGUCACUGCCUUACAGCACCAGGGACCCGGGUCCCAUCCUGACUACAGGUGCUGAAUGUCUGUACAGAGCUUGUACGUUUUCCCCGUGACUGCAUGGGUUUUCUCUGGUUGCUCUGGUUUCCACCCACAUGCCAAAGAUGUACUGGUUUGUCGGUUAAUUAGCUUUGGUAAAAUUUCAAAUUGUCCCCAGUGUGUGGGAUAGCGCUAGUGUGCAGGGAUCGCUGGUCUGCACGGACUCGGUGGGCCAAAGGGCCUGUUUUCGCACUGUAUCUCUAAACUAAACAAAACUAAACUAAACAUUUGGCAUAGAUAAGCAUUUCACUUGCAACACACAAUUUCAGAACGUGAUUAGCCAUUAAGUCAGUCUGUUAAUUUUUGUCUUGUUGGUAAUCUUCCACACAGCAAAACCUUCCAACUAUCAUGACUUUCAUUUCUAAGAACAUGUAAUGGUCAAUCUAAACCAACAGUCAUCUAAUGUUUACUUGUCCUGUUUUUACAUUAAUCGGAACUGUACAAUGUCAAUGUCCCUUGUGCAUAGGGAGUGGAUGGGAAGGUGGGAUAACAGAGAACGGGUGAUCGAGAGUUGGCAUUGACCCGGUGGACUGAAGGACCAAAUUCCAUGUUGAAUCUCUAAACUAAAUCAAUGUUUGCUUGUCUUCCUCUACUGCAAAACAUUGUAUGAAAUGCACUUUGUAAUUUUGCAACGGUGUCAGUUCUGUUUGUUCAAUAGAUUUGAAAGGCCAACCACUCAAGUCAAAUGUAUGACAUUUCCACAACA